Solanum dulcamara is the source of this 1005-nucleotide messenger RNA. RefSeq names its product protein COFACTOR ASSEMBLY OF COMPLEX C SUBUNIT B CCB1, chloroplastic. The transcript has 4 exons. Lineage: Eukaryota; Viridiplantae; Streptophyta; Magnoliopsida; Solanales; Solanaceae. Bases 54 to 839 code for a protein of 261 amino acids. The record is from RefSeq and is a predicted model, not a curated record.
GGCGUUGGAGGGUCGAAAAUAGGGAUAACUUUGUGUGGUCUCCGUAAAGCUCCAUGGCGGCAAAGCUUCUACUCUCUCCCCUCUCUCUUCCUUGGAGUUUCCACAGUCGGCAAAACCCGCUUCUGUGUCUCCAAACAAGACCCAGAACCCGCUUCACCGUUCAAGCCUAUAACGACGUGGUUUUCACUGCUGUUGGUGCUACUCCUCUACUUUUUCAAGAAAACCCUUCUUCUUCUUCUCUCUUCUCACUUGCAGCAACAGCAGCAGAUGCUGGUUAUUCAUUGGCUAGCUACUACACUUCUCUAGGUCUCUUUGUCAUCUCUGUUCCUGGUCUUUGGUCCCUUAUUAAACGAUCUGUCAAAUCCAAGAUUGUGCAGAAGACAUUUGUUAAGCAAGGGAUAGAUGAGGGGAAGAAAGCGGCUAACCAGGUUGCUGGGGAAAUUCUUUCAUUCUUCACUCGAAAUAAUUUCGCUGUGUUGGAUAGAGGAGAGACUAUAACGUUUGAGGGAAUGAUGGUUCCAAGCCGAGGACAAGCAGCAUUGUUAACUUUCUGCACCUGUAUAAGCUUGGGAAGUGUUGCCCUUGUUCUUACUAUAACAGUUCCAGAUGUUGGCAAUAAUUGGUUCUGGAUUACUGCCUUAAGUCCUUUGGCGGGUGUAUAUUAUUGGACUCGAGCAUCCAGAAAGGAGCAGAUCAAGGUGAAAAUGAUUGUAGCAGAUGAUGGAAGCUUGUCGGAAAUUGUUGUUCAAGGUGAUGACCAAGAAGUAGAGAAAAUGCGGAAGGAGCUACAGCUGAGUGAAAAAGGCAUGGUUUAUGUUAAGGGUUUGCUUGAAAGAUGAUAUUUCUUGGUUUUCUUGUAAGAUAUAUAUGUCUGAAACAUACUCCAUGAUGCUUGGUCAACAACAUUUUGAUGUUCCUUCAUCAUUCUUAUGUUGUAACCUGGAAAUUUCUAAGAAGCUGUCAAUUAAUCGCACAUGCAUAUAUUAAUCAGAAGUUCUUGUGCUA